Molecule: messenger RNA, 3633 nt
Organism: Anthonomus grandis grandis
Lineage: Eukaryota; Metazoa; Arthropoda; Insecta; Coleoptera; Curculionidae
Gene: slgA
Product: proline dehydrogenase 1, mitochondrial
Exons: 11
Coding region: 384-2264 (626 amino acids)
Cellular component (GO): mitochondrion
Molecular function (GO): proline dehydrogenase activity; FAD binding
Source: RefSeq, a predicted model, not a curated record
GUCAGUUUACGAAGACAAAUAGAAUAGGAAAAACCCAAAAAACCGAGCUCCCUUGUCGAUUUUUAGAAUAAAAAUAUUCACGCGGUAGCACUUUAAAAAAAAUCUUAAAAUCCCAACCGCUGGCCACCACAUUUUUCGCAAACCGAAAGGGGGGGCCGCCGGCUUGUUAGUGCGCAAAAUCGGACCGGCGUGCUGUUAAAAAUAAACGUCAGUCGAGUCGAUUUUAGUCCCUAAUCCAAGUUUCGCAAGGAGGUCUCGCUGAAAUUUGCCAUCAUUUUUUUCGUACGCCAGGUGUAACAGUAAUUAAGUAACUAACUAAUCGGGGGCCCCUUCUCGGAUCGUUAAAUCCACAAGAUCACUUCACGACGUUAAAACUCAUUUAAAUGGCUUUUCUUCGUACGGUGAGCCGGUCUAGUGUAUCCAAGAAAUACGGUUUGUUGAUCGAUAAUUUAAAUAGCGGUUUCGGUGGUAAAAUCGAUGUGAGUCAAGCCGUGUGGAAGUCCACGGCAGCCGCUACUACCCUCAUUCAAGAACAGCAAAAGCAGCAGACUGUGCAGCAAAGUCCCAGGGACCCUCUCGAUUUAUCGUUCGAAGAUGCCAAGGCUGCAUUUAAGAGCAAGACUAAUUGGGAGCUCAUUAGGGCACUCGUCGUCUACCAGAUAUGCUCCUAUGAGACGAUUGUGGCAAAUAACAUGAAGCUCAUGAAACUAUGUAGAGGCAUUUUGGGAGAAAAACUGUUUAUAGCCCUAAUGAAAGCGACAUUUUACGGGCAUUUCGUGGCAGGCGAAGAUGAGUUCAAGAUCCGACCGAAGUUGGAGCGAUUGCGAUCCUUCGGAGUGAAGCCGAUUCUUGAUUAUUCAGUGGAGGAAGAUAUCUCACAAGAGGAGGCCGAGAAACGAGAAGUUGAGGCUUCUGUACCAGCUGCGGGCGAUACGCUGGAUGACGGCUCCUUAAAGCAGUACCACGUGGACAAGACUUUUGCCGACAGACGGUACAAGGUCCAAUCAGCUCGUACCUAUUUUUAUCUUAAUGAGGCGACCUGUGAAAGAAACAUGGAAACCUUCAUUAAGUGCCUGGAGGCCAUCGCUGACUACCAGAAGAGCAACCCAGGCGCCACCUAUGGCACCGGCAUUACCGCCAUUAAACUUACUGCAUUGGGCAGACCACAACUUUUGCUUCAAUUAUCUGAAGUAAUCAUGCGUACGCGCCAAUACAUGGCCGAAAUCGUGGGCGGCGAAGGCAACGUUUUAACGCAUCAUACGAAACCGGAAGAGCUAGAAUCGAAAUUUGAGAAAAUUCAGGAUAAAGAGUCCCUGAGAAAGUUCUUGACCCAAGUGACAUACGACAAAGAAGGUAUUCUCCAUUUGUUCCCUUGGUCCGGCAUUAUCGACGAAAACCAAGAAUUGAGUAACACCUUCCGAGUUCCAAACUUAAAAACUGGACGUAUGGAUAGGCUAAUCACCCAACUCUCUACAAAAGAAGAGGAGAUGUUUAGAAAUAUGAUUAGAAGGAUAAACACCAUUGUAAAAGCGGCACAGGAAAUGGACGUGCGCAUAAUGGUAGACGCGGAACAAACGUAUUUCCAGCCGGCCAUUACUCGAAUCACGUUGGAAUUCAUGAGGAAAUACAACAAAGAUAAGGCCAUCGUUUUCAAUACCUACCAGUGUUACCUGAGGAACGCCUUGAGUGAGGUUACUACCGACUUGGAGCAAGCGAAACGACAAAACUUUUAUUUCGGUGCGAAGCUCGUGAGGGGGGCUUACUUAGAGCAAGAACGAGCUAGAGCCGCAGCCAUGGGCUACCCAGACCCUACUAAUCCCAACUUCGAAGCGACCACCGACAUGUACCACAAAACGCUCACCGAAUGCCUCAGGAGAAUCAAGGCCUUCAAAGACAAGGGCGAAGAGAAGAAGAUCGCCAUCAUGGUCGCCUCUCAUAACGAAGACACUGUGCGAUUUGCAAUCGAGCAAAUGAAGAGCUUCUCGAUCGAGCCGGCCGAUAAAGUAAUUUGUUUCGGACAACUGUUGGCCAUGUGCGAUUAUAUUACCUUCCCGUUAGGUCAGUCCGGUUACUCAGCUUACAAAUAUAUACCGUACGGACCCGUAAACGAAGUAUUACCUUAUUUGUCUAGAAGAGCACAUGAAAACAAAGGUGUCCUCAAGAAGAUUAAGAAAGAGAAGAGACUGUUAGCUAAAGAGAUCUUAAGGCGAAUGGCCACCGGUCAAAUUUGGUAUACGCCCAAGGGCAAUUACGUUCCAGUAUAAAUUAUUGAAAUGUUCCUUCUUUGAAGACACUCUCGAAAAAAAAGUACUUUAAGGGCUGCCACCGCUCCACGGCCCACCGAUUUGUUAUUUGUAGAUAGACUUUAAGUAGAUAGAGAAAAGUAUUGUCCCAAAAUUUGGUUAUUAAAACAGCAAAAUAGCCUGCAAGUUCGGUAGAUGUGAAUCUGAGUAUAUAAAAAUACUAAUAAUAUAGCCUCAUGGUUUAUGCAAAAACAUUGGCCUCAGAUACAUUGUCACCUAACUUGUCAACAAUAGAUCGGUCAGUCUGCGUGAAGAUUUGAAUGCAGAGGCCUAAAUUCGCGUUAUCGAUUAUAAGUUAAUAAAUAAAUAAUAUAGUCAAUUAAGGAAAAAAAACCCAAAAUAAUAAUAAGCAGGGUUCGUUAAAGGCUGAUGAUGGUAGAGCUGCGAGGGGAAGUUUGAAAAAAUUAUAUAAAAUAAACACUGCUCUAGUUUUAUUUUUACGUAUGUAUACGAGCUUUCAAAGUUCUCACUCCCUAUAGAACAAUUCGCUUCACGCAGACUUAUUUGUUUACAUAGUCUUAUUUGCUUAAAAUAAUAUUCUAUCAAAAAAAACUUGUACAAAGUAUUCUUUGUAUGAAUGUUUGUGAACAUGAUCCUAAAUUGAUUUUGAUUUUUGUAAAAGUCUAUCGAGAAUAAAACCACAUUUUCGAACAAUUCGCGGGCCAAGUGCACAUUUAUGACGAAUUUUUUUUCAAUAACAGGGAUGAGCACGCAUAGUAUAACUUUCAUAUAAUUUAACAACACAUAAAAAAGAAAGUAGGAAAAAUGUGGACACAGUAGCUUUGUAUAAACACAAAAAUGACACUACUUAUGUCAGGGUGAAAUUUAAUUUUCUAAAUAGAGUGCACCUAACCUGGGAAUUGAUUGAAAAUGUAGCUGAAAUGCCCUUGUUGAGUUGAAUUUGUGUAAAAUGUUUUAAUAUAAAAUAUAAAUUUUGCAAUCGAUAUGACUUUUACUGUCGUAUCUAAUUUUUCUUCAUUCAAUAACAAUUCCCUUCAGAUGGUCAGACAACAGUGCUGUUAAGUUUCUUUCUUCAAUUUUCCCCCCUAGCAUUAAGAUAUUUGUUCCUUCGUUAUUUAUUAUCCCAUUUGAUAUUUCAGAUCAAGAAAUGAUAUUAAACCCUUUUAAAGUUGUGUUUUAGUCCUUUCAUUUAAAUGAUAGUAAAAAAUACCCUUUUAUGUAUUUCGACACGCGUUAUGAUUUAUUUUUAGAAUUGUUUUAGCCUGUGAUUUGGUAUAGAUUAAUUUAAUUAAAAAAACAUCCCUCCGUACCUUUAGAUUUUUUUUAAUGUUUUUUUUGGUGUGAUUUAAAUAAAUGUAAUUCAAAUUUA